This is a messenger RNA of Psammomys obesus (fat sand rat), 2810 nucleotides long. RefSeq names its product histidine triad nucleotide binding protein 3 (gene Hint3). The transcript is spliced from 5 exons. Bases 186 to 716 code for a protein of 176 amino acids. Gene Ontology annotation, molecular function: catalytic activity. Lineage: Eukaryota; Metazoa; Chordata; Mammalia; Rodentia; Muridae. The record is from RefSeq and is a predicted model, not a curated record.
CGACGCGCGGGGGCGGGGCCAGCCCUAAGGCGUCCGUGCUCGCCCUCUGAAGGCAGCCGGUUCCCACUCGGCGCAAGGUCGCUGGGCUCCCUCACCAGUAGUCUGGCCCUGCGCGUGCGCCAACUUCCAGUCGCUAGAAGGGCCGAGCAGGUUCGGUGAGGUUCUGACGUCUCCUCUCUGCCGCCAUGGCUGAGAUGCAGGUGGACUUAGAUGGAGAGCCGGGUCCCGACUUUGUGGUAGCCGCCAGGGAAGGACCUGAGGUGUCCUCGUCUGGGACCUCGAAGUCCGAGAACUUUGACAGCAACUGCGUGUUCUGUCGCAUCGCGGCGGGCCUGGAGCCCAGCACCGAACUCUUACACUGCGAGAAUGAAGACCUAGCUUGUUUCAAAGAUAUCAAACCAGCGGCGCUGCAUCAUUAUCUUGUGGUGCCAAAGAAGCAUGUGAUAAACUGCAAGGAUCUAAAUAGAGAUCAAAUAGAAUUGGUUGAGAGCAUGGUAGCUGCUGGAAAAGCUAUUCUUGAAAGGAAUAAUUUCACCGACUUCACAGAUGUGAGGAUGGGCUUCCAUACGCCACCAUUCUGUUCCAUUUCUCAUCUGCACCUUCAUGUUAUAGCACCAGUCAAAGAGUUUGGCUUCUUAUCCAAAUUGAUGUACAGGCCAAAUUCUUACUGGUUUGUCACAGUUGAAUGUUUGCUUGAAAAGCUAAAAAAAAUGUAAACCAUGGACAAGUUCUUUAACCUGCCUCAGGAUGAGCUACUGUCUUGCUCUCUUUGAAGGCUAAUUGCUCUCUGAAAGUUUGCUGGGUUAUACACAACACUACCACUGAGUAGCCUUACAUUUUUCUGAAUAUCUGUUUUCUUACAUCAUCCAUAUAGCUAUGUGAGAACUUUCUCACUGAUUUCUUUGUUUUAAUGAUCAUUUGUGUAGGGUUUAUGCUUAAGGUACUAUAGCUAAAAGUCCAUUUAAUGCAAAUUCUGUUAAUCAAGAUAUAUCCCAUAUAUAUUUUUUUUAAUUCAGGCUUCUUUUACUCAAGCUCUUAAUAAUAAUUUAUGAUGAAUAAACUGGGAUUAAAAAUCAGAACUUUUAUUACAGUGAAGGAGAAAAAGAAAUUAGCCAUUUUAUUAUAGUUCUGCAUUCUUACACAUAAAUUUUCAAAACAAAGAAUACCAUGCCACCACUGUACUCUGAUCUUGAUGAUAAUAACAGUUAUAUAUGUCACACACACACACACACACACACACACACACAUACACACAUGCACACACUUGUUAGUAUUCUCUUAGCCAUCAGGAAGAUAUUCUCCAAGUCUCUCAGUGAGUACCUGAAACCCAGGAUAAUACUAAACCCUAUAAUGUAUCCUGUGCUUUUCUGUCAUAUGCAUACCUUAGAUAGAUAGAGUAUAACAGGCACAAGAAGAGAUUAGUAACAAUCAUAAUGAAAUAGAACAAUGAUAGUAGUGUACAUUUAAAAUACUGCCAAUGUUCAUGAUUGUGCUUUGUUCCCAUAGUAAGUUGAAUGCAGCUACUGUGAUGCUAUGACAGUUAAUCGAAUAACUGGGGUGGUUACUAUAAGUGGGUAAUGUAUACAGACAGUGUGGAUGAUUCUUAUCACAGGUGGGAUAGAUAGAGUAGGACGGUGUGAGAUUUCAUUUUUAUGUACAGAAUUGCAUGUAAUUUAAGAAGUAUGAAUUGUUUAUUUCUGGCACUUUCAUUUAAUAUUUUGGGUUAACCGUAGGUAACAAAACUAUAAAAGUUAGAUCACAGAAGGUGAAGCUUUAGAUGAGAGGGAACUACUUUAAUAUAAUUCUAAAUGAGAAUUUAUAGUAACCAGCAACAUGGUUAUCUUAACAAAAUUUAUGUGCAGUUUUACCCAUUAAGAGACAAGGAAGAAACACAAAUUAGUAUUGUACAAAAACUGACAGAUACUGUUGUCAUAUGUAUUUUUUUUUUAAUGAAAGGAAAACAAAAGUAAAUAGUGGCUAGAUCCAGUCUUACUGUGAAAAAAGACUUGAUUUGAAUGUAGAAAGAGACAUAGAUAAAAACGUUUGUCAUGCUAACAGUGCUAACACUGCCGGCAUAUCAUUUAGUUAGUGUUUAUUGGCAGUUGUCCUUUAGAGGUGUCCACACACGGUAGUGACUGAAGGGAGAUGAGGUGUUGAAAGCUAAUUCUACAUGUGCCAAUGUCAAAUAGUAUUAUGUAUAUAAAUGUAAAGACUAAUACAUUAAAGAAAUCUGCUGAGAUUUUUAGUUUUCGUUUCUUGUUUUGGCAUGAUAUUACGCGAUUUUAAGUAACAACACUUAUUACAGUUCUUGGUUACAAUAUCUGUAAUCAGGUGUUCUCUACUAGGAUUAAAAUUCAUUAAUUCAGCAAAUAAUUUUUAAUAUUUAAUGAGUACCAAACACUGCUGGGAAGUAAAGAAAUGAUAGCUGUCAGUAUACAUUCAGUUGGCAAUGCUAUGGGAGUAAGACAAAAAGGAUUUAUUUGAUUUUAGUAUGUUAAGUGUGGUAAUGUCGAUAAAAGAGGUAAUGAAAGGGAGACCACUGAUGAGAAUAGGUAAUAGGUCACAAAAACAGAAAUUGAAGACUCAGCGUUAGGCAGAUGGUGGGAAAGCGGAGAACCUUGAGUUCUGUUUCCACUGUUAAUUUAUACAAAGGUCUGACAGCUUAUUCACUAGAAGAUGGAUAAAGGGAUUUCCAUGUAGGGGCUAUGUGCUCUCAGAAUUAGAUUUAUAGGCUUUAUAGCACUCCCUUGUAUAAUAGCUUUCUGAUCAUUUGUAUAGCUAACAAUCAUGUUUUUUUUUUUCUAUACCAA